CGCUCCGCGUGGGGGCGCGCGCGACGGAGUUUGCCCGGCAAGGCGCCAAACCCCACGGCCGACCCGGCAUAGCAACACGAGAGGACGAGAGCGCGUUGAGAGCUGCGUUCGGCGGUAUGUCGCUUUGGCUUCGUUCGUGCUCGUACCUGCAGGUGUGUAGUGUUUGUGUAUCGUGCUGGGCAGCUGCAUGAACCAUGCCACGCUGUUUCGUACCACGGUGUAAAAGCGGGUACGAUUCUGUGCGAUCUGCGGGAGAGAAGAGACACUUUUUCAGGCCGCCCAACGACGCUGAACGCCUUGAACUAUGGGAGCGCGCAGUACCAAGGCUGGACAAAAAGCUUUCGAGCUCGUCUUCUGUUUGCGAUCUUCACUUCCACGAUGAUGACAUUUUGAAGGUCUUCGAGCACAAUAUCUGUGGUGAUGUGGUAACGAUUCCGCGCGACAAAUGGGCACUGAAGCACGACGCCGUUCCUCGCCUGUUCCCGAAUUGCCCUAAGUAUCUUUCUAAACCGACACGGAAACGCAAAGCACCUACUCGCAGACUCUCCCCGGCCAAAAGGAAGCGCCGAAAAGAACAAGGUGAGCGGUCGAUUGAAGCAGUUGGAGCUAGCAACGACGAAACGGAAAACGGCGUGUCGCAAGAGACUACUGAAUCUUUGUUUGGCAUGCUGACUCGCUUGGCCAAAGGGGGACAAAAAGUUCAAGGUUGGUCUCUUGACGUUGCUGAACAAACAGUACUGUUGUACAAGCUCAGCGUAAGAAACAAUAUUCCCCGUGUGGAAACGUCCGUGACGCUGGCGGAGAACCUCAACUUGACUGUCUGUGCAAGUGGUCGACUUGUGCCAUGCAGUGUCUACGCCGGAGAGCAGAGCGUUAAGCUGAAGUCAUUUGAUGACUUGGAAUGUUUUAUCCAGUAUAUGAAAAAGCUCAAGCUGUGCCAGGGAUGCCCUGCUAAAAAGUACCCCAAAAUCACAUCAUCAGUGGUGGCCACAAAAGAAGGUGAAACGUGGAGGCGCAACACCUGCACUGUUUUGAGCCUUAAUGCUACAUGUGCUCAAUGCCGGACCUUGGACAAGCUUUUUUUGCAGCGGACAAAGCAGCAAAAAGACUGCAAGAAAAAGCAAAGGGCUAGCUUAAAGUCGAUGCGGCGUAAAGCAAUUCGCGCAACCUCAAGGCGAGAAAAAAUGAAAGAAGAAGUCGUUUUGAUGAAGAGGAAGCUUAGUGCGAUUACAGAGGAAACAAUUGACAGCACUCUUGGCGUUCUUCCAGCCAGGCAGCAGUUAGCCUUCAAGACGGCUUUAAUGGCAGCAAAGGCGAAGUCAAGAAAGGGGAGGCGAUAUGAUGCCGAAUGGCUGAUGACAUGUCUGCUACUGCACAUCUCAAGCCCGAAGGCCUACACUUUAAUUUCUGACAUGCAGCUGCUACCGCUACCAUCAAAGGCUCGCCUUCGCCAACUAAUAAAGGGCAUUCCAUGCAAGUAUGGCUUUAAUCAAGUUGCGUUGAACAGCAUCAAGGGCCAUUUCUGUGACAAAAGCCACCUAAGACGGCUAGGAGUAUUGCUCCUCGAUGAGGUCAAAUUAAAGCAGGGCAUCUCCUUCAAUAAGGCCUCAUGCAAAAUGGACGAAUUUGUGGACUAUGGUGAAGUUGCAACACCAAAUGCAAAUCAACUUGCGGACCACGCUUUGGUACUGAUGUUCGUGCCACUAUUCGAAGACUGGGUGCAACCAGUUGCAAGCUUUGCAACAAAAGGAGCUGCUCCAGGAAAAGUCCUUGCAGAACUCGUAAUGAGUACUGUUCUCGAACUUCACAAGAACAAUGCGUCAGUGCUGGCUGUGAUCAGUGACGGGGCAGGAAACAACAGAUCCAUGUGGAGCCAGUUUGGAGUAUCAGGCAAAAUGGAUGCACCUCACCAUUUCAUCGAGCAUCCAUGGGAGCCAUCACAGAACAUCUACUUUGUAUGUGAUGUGCCUCACAUCGUCAAGUGCAUCAGAAAUCACCUAAGGAAACACACUUACGGAAUGGCAGGCGACCUUCGCAUCAAUUUCCGACAUUAUGUGACCCUGUAUGAAACUGAGAAAACUAGGCAUGUACGAGUUGUGCCCAAACUGACCGAAGCACAUGUUGCCCCUGAUAACCUACGCAAAAUGAGUGUCAGGCUAGCUACACAGCUCUUUAGCCGUGGGACAUCUGUUGGAAUACGUGUGUACAGGGAAGCAAAAGUCGCCGGCUUGGAAGAUUCAGAAGGCACUGAGACUUUUACAAGACUACUGAACGAUGUAUUUGAUGCACUCAACAUAAAGCUUCCAUCGAGGGGAAUCAAGCGCCAAUCCAAAGAGAUACAGGCAAGCAGCUCAGCUACUCUUCCUGGAGCCUAUAGGCUGGCUAGUACAUAUGCCAUCACUUGGCUUCAUCGUUUCCUAAAUUGUUUGCAAUUUUUUCAGAUCAUGAAGCAGUUUCUAGAAGUCUUGAAUGUGACUGAGCGAAAUGCGGUCGAGAAGGGCACAAAGCUUUUUGCCUCUCAAAUGACAACUGAGUCCCUACGUGUCACGUUGUUGUCGACGCUAGAUAUCAUCAGUUAUCUCUUCGACAAGGGAGCAAUUUACGUAUUGACCGCCAAGCUUAACCAGGACCCUUUGGAGCGGCAUUUUGGCCUCGCACGUUCAUUUGGAGGUGAUGAGUCGCACCCUACCAUCGUGAAUUUCUCACAGAUAUUUCGCCUAUUGAGCCUGUACACGCCCAUCAAGACAGCACUACGUGGAAGCGUUCAAGGCGAACCGAAUGCUGUACUUGUUAGUGUGGAGGACACAUUAAAAACAGCUGGAGAGGCUCAUCGAUCAAGCAAAGCUAGCUUACGCAAUGAGAUUGAGGCUAGGCUAUUGGAAACGACAGCAUUUCCAUGUGUUACUCCUGACCAAAUCAGUGAUGAGCACAGCUACUUCAGAGGUUCACCAGAGGACAGUGUUGUGUAUUACUUGUCUGGUUAUGUUGUACACAAAGUGAGCAAGCGUACAGCGUGCCAGUUGUGCCUGCAUGACAUUAGUUCAGCAGCUCCUGUCGUCGGUUCUGACGCAUACUUGACCAUAUAUCGGAGCUUCAAGGAUGGCAGCCUGAGGCACCCCAGCAUCAAGAUGCUACACUUCGUGAGAGUUGUCAAUGAAUCAGUUUCACUUUCUCUUGAUGAGGAAGGUCUCUGCGGGGACUUGUUUUGGAAGGUCCUGGACGACCUGGACGAGUGCAAUCUAACGCGGCUGGGUUGCGAUCAGCACAAGCCCACGUUCACGUGUCAAGUGUUGUAUUUUUUCAUUGUCACGCGGAUGCAUUUUUAUGCGAGGGAUGUGAACCGCCGCCUUCAAAUUCGCGAGAAAGUCGCCAUCGCCAGCAAAAAAGCUCGUCUAUUGUGAAACUGUUCAACAGUUGCAUUGUGUGUGCGUUCUUUGUGCCUCGCAAUAAGCGCUUCUUGCGCCACUGAGAAAAUAAAGUUUCCUUGC
This is a messenger RNA of Ixodes scapularis (black-legged tick), 3488 nucleotides long. RefSeq lists its product as uncharacterized. NCBI's taxonomy places the organism in Eukaryota, Metazoa, Arthropoda, Arachnida, Ixodida, Ixodidae. Bases 195 to 3401 code for a protein of 1068 amino acids. The record is from RefSeq and is a predicted model, not a curated record. The transcript has 4 exons.